GCCUCCACCCACCACCACCUCCCAUUCUCUCCUCGACGACUAAUUCCAAAGAAACAAUGAAGGGAGCGUCUGGCUUCUCCCUGCCCGUAGCCGUCGUCAUUUUAGCCAUUAUCUACAUUUACUUCUCCACCCUCUUUGUUUUCAUCGACGGUUGGUUUGGUCUCCUGACCUCGCCGGGGAUCAUGAACGCCAUCGUUUUCACAGCCGUGGCUUUUAUGUGUGUUCUAAACUAUGCUUUCGCUAUCUUAACGGAUCCGGGUCGGGUCCCCGCCACAUACAUGCCCGACGUAGAAGAUGCUGAUUCCCCUAUCCAUGAGAUCAAACGCAAAGGUGGAGACUUGAGAUAUUGCCAGAAGUGUUCUCACUUUAAACCGCCCCGAGCUCAUCACUGCCGUGUUUGCAAAAGAUGUGUGUUGCGAAUGGACCACCACUGCGUCUGGAUAAAUAACUGCGUAGGCCAUGCGAACUAUAAGGUCUUCUUCGUGUUCGUUGUGUAUGCUGUAAUUUCUUGCUUCUACUCCCUGGUCUUGCUUGUUGGUAGUCUAACUGUUGAGCCUGACCCUCAAAAGGAUGAGCAGCAAAGUGGUGGCUCUUUCAGAAGCAUAUAUGUUAUUUCUGGACUGUUGUUGAUCCCCUUAAGUAUAGCACUUGGCGUUCUCUUGGGUUGGCAUAUCUACCUCAUUUUGCAAAACAAAACUACCAUUGAGUAUCAUGAAGGAGUAAGAGCUAUGUGGCUUGCAGAGAAAGGAGGAGAUGUCUAUAAGCAUCCAUAUGAUAUUGGAGCAUUUGAAAAUCUGACAAUAGUACUGGGUCCAAGAAUUUUCUGUUGGUUUUGUCCCACAGUAAGACAUAUUGGUUCAGGUCUUCGCUUUCGAACUGCAUAUGAUAACUCUACUAUUGCAACCACAUCCAAGUAAAGCUUCAUUCUGCUUUGUAGCGUAAAUGCAUCAGGAAUAGAUGGAUGCAGAACAUGUUAACUGUUGAAUGGUGGAUUCCCACCAGCGCAUAGACGAUAUUCGGCAAUGUGUCCCACCAUUAGGCUUAACUUGGCUUAGUUUUGGAAGGGAAAAAGUAUACUUUAACAGAAGCCGGUGUCAAUGAAAAGCUUUACUGCAGUUCAGGUGAUAUAAGGGUGCAAAGAGCAUUGUCAAUAGUUGAAGCCAGUAGGACUGUGAACUGUGAAUUAUAAGUAGGCAUGGGAAAGGUUUUUUUUCUUUAUCUUUUUCUUUUUCUUUUUCCUACAUUUUACCUUUCAGUUUUCCUGUGGGAACUUUUUGGACAAUGGAGGGAAUCCUGUGGAGCUGACAUACAACUGUGCAGUUAACACCUUGUGUAUAAAGAGGGAAUUGGAAUUCCUGCUUAGGGAUGACAGCAUGUAGAAGAGGCGAUGAGAGAGAGCCUGUAAGACAAAGACAAGCGGAUCAUCGUUGUAACAUAGAACUCAUGUAAUCUUUGUAACAUUAAACAUUAAAUAAUAAAUCAAAGUUGUUAAAAUGUUUCAUUUCCAA
Molecule: messenger RNA, 1508 nt
Organism: Jatropha curcas
Lineage: Eukaryota; Viridiplantae; Streptophyta; Magnoliopsida; Malpighiales; Euphorbiaceae
Product: DHHC-type zinc finger family protein
Molecular function (GO): palmitoyltransferase activity
Source: RefSeq, a predicted model, not a curated record